UCCUUCCCUCACCUAAAUUUCAUUUAAAAUUUUAUAUAACAUAUAGUUUUGUGCCAUUUGGUUGAAUGUGUUGGUUGUGUUCGAAUUUUAUUAAGGCAAGCUAUUGAAGCAAAGUUCAAAAUUUCCGUCUUAUGAAAUUCCAAAUUAGUCCUCAUUUGGGCACUAAGACCACCACUACCAACACCGAGGUUGUAAGCAGCAACCUCUAACACACUCAGCAGUUCCAGCAUCCUCAACGAUCCUUUAAAGUGCCGUCUUCCACCUGAUGAUCUCUGAGAUUUGCCUGCAGUUCCAUUUGAUGCGACAACUUCACGUUCAGUGGUCAAACAAUUGGCAGCAGUCGAGGAUUGUUCAUAACCUUAGCAAGAUAUCCAUCGAAAUCCACGCAGCAUGUUGAACUACUAUGAGUACUUUUUGCCCGGAAUCUAUGACUAUCCGGUGACUCAUAGUGCCGAGGAUACAUUCAGUGCCUAUUAUCUAGAUCCCAUCCUGGCCAGUGGCUCAUCUCCAUGGUCGAUUUCCAGUGCCACCUAUGUGGCUGGACCGUUGGGCGUGAUCAACUACCUGUCGGAUGUGCAAACCCACUUGGCUCUGCCGAUCAGCCAAAAUCUGGUAAUCGGUGGUAACCUAAUCUAUACGACCCUCAGUUCCGGUACCCUGGAUUCCUAUCCACAUCAGUCGCACCAUGACUACUCGCAAAUGGAGGAGGAUGGUGGGUACGGGUAUGAGUUUCCCCAGCUGAAUCUCUGCCUGGCCCAUUUCAUUUCCGGUUCCGAGGGUGAAAGGGAGCCAGUGGAGGAAUCCCAUAUGGAUCAGUCGGCUGAUUCCCAGUGUUUUGCAAAGAGUAACUCAUCUGUGGAGAUCAGCGAGCAGUCGGAAUCCGGGGAAUCUGUUCAAUCCGAAGAAGUGCCAAAAAAGCAAAGGAAGGUAUCUCAUAAACGCACCUAUGAAGCCGAACAGGGUUACCUGGUCGAGGAACCCACCAGUGAACUUUCUGAGGAGGAUGCCGAGGAACUGCUACCCACAUCCAGGAAAUAGAUACUCCUUCAGUUGCUCCUUUUCAUUUGCGAGUUAAUUUGCACUUAAUUGUGUUAAGUUCAAAUUCGAGCAGUUGCAAAAAUCGACCAAAGAUGCGUGUUCAGAUGUAUGCAAUUGUGUAGAAUUGUAAAAGCUGUUCAAAUUUCAUUUAUCGUGGCAAUUUGAUAGUGAGCACAAUAUAUAUAUAUUUUAUAAAAA
Drosophila gunungcola (fruit fly) is the source of this 1236-nucleotide messenger RNA. RefSeq lists its product as uncharacterized. The coding region runs from base 391 to 1038 and encodes 215 amino acids. The record is from RefSeq and is a predicted model, not a curated record. The transcript has a single exon. Lineage: Eukaryota; Metazoa; Arthropoda; Insecta; Diptera; Drosophilidae.